This is a messenger RNA of Menidia menidia (Atlantic silverside), 918 nucleotides long. The record is from the annotation of a GenBank genome assembly. NCBI's taxonomy places the organism in Eukaryota, Metazoa, Chordata, Actinopteri, Atheriniformes, Atherinopsidae.
AUGAAGGACAUGGAGCAGGACAUCUCCUCCAUUGAGAAGCGAUUUGCUUAUGGAUUCCUCCAGAAGCUUCUCAAGUGGAUGGACAUCGCGCAGGAAUUCAUCGCUCAUCUCGAGGCUGUAGUCAGCAGCGGCCGGGUGGAAAAAUCCCCACAUGAGCAGGAGAUCAAAUUCUUUGCAAAGAUUCUUCUGCCGCUGGUCAAUCAGUACUUCAAGAACCACUGCCUGUACUUCCUCUCCACUCCCGCCAAAGUUCUGGGCAGUGGAGGCCACUCCUCCAAUAAGGAGAAGGAGAUGAUUGCCAGAUCACACCACGUAGUGCCCACUGUCACCCCAAUAUCUAAAGAAACCAGGGCGUGGCUCAAGACCCUUGAGAAUCACACGGUUCAGUAUUCGUUCAAAGGGAAGCGAAAGAGCAGACGGAGAUCAGUGAUGCUGCUUUUUUUUCUGCUGUCUUCAGGAACGGAUUCAGGAGCCGUGGUCAACUGCCUGCACAUCCUCUCCCGCUCGCUGGACGCCAGGACCGUCAUGAAGUCGGGCCCUGAGAUCGUGAAGGCGGGACUGCGCCAGUUCUUUGAGAGCGCCGCGGACGACAUCGAGAAGAUGGUGGAGAACCUGAAGCUGGGGAAAGUCUCCAGUCGAAACCAGGGCUGUAAGGGCGUGUCCCAGAACAUCAACUACACCACCACCGCCCUGCUGCCCGUCCUCACCUCCCUGUUCGACCACAUCGCUCAGCACCAGUUCGGAGAUGAUGUCAUAUUGGAUGACCUGCAAAUAUCCUGCUACCGCCUGAUGUGCAGCAUCUACUCUUUGGGAACGGUGAAAACUCCACAUGUGGAGAAACAGCGGCCGGCUCUUGGCGAAUGUUUGGCCCACCUGGCGGCCGCCAUGCCCGUGGCCUUCCUGGAGCCCGUUCUGAAC